This is a messenger RNA of Vombatus ursinus (common wombat), 4016 nucleotides long. RefSeq names its product aryl hydrocarbon receptor-like. Gene Ontology annotation, biological process: regulation of transcription by RNA polymerase II. The record is from RefSeq and is a predicted model, not a curated record. NCBI's taxonomy places the organism in Eukaryota, Metazoa, Chordata, Mammalia, Diprotodontia, Vombatidae. Gene Ontology annotation, cellular component: nucleus; aryl hydrocarbon receptor complex. Gene Ontology annotation, molecular function: protein dimerization activity; transcription cis-regulatory region binding; nuclear receptor activity.
UGGGGUUGGGGUGCGUGCGUGCCAACUUGAGGUGGCUGUGCGCGUCUCCACCCCUUGUACUCUCUGGCCCGUGGGAACCCGUCCCUCCCUCCACCGCUCUCUGCCUCCGUCCCUUCCUCUCAUCUAGCUGGGCCCAGGUCGGAGGUGCCGGACGCCUGGGUCCUCUGGCUGGUUAGGAGGGUGAGAACGGGGAGCAGCCUUCGCCAUGCUGCCGGCGGGAGGCGUCUACACCAUGAAGAAAAGGAAAAAGCCCGUGCCGAAGAGUCCCAAGCCACCCCCUCCUGAGGGCACCAAAUUCAACCCUUCAAAAAGACACCGGGACCGUCUGAAUCAGGAGCUCAACCAACUUACCAACUUGUUACCCUUUCCCGAGGACGUCCGGGCCCGGCUGGACAAGCUUUCCAUCCUCAGGCUGGCUGUGGGUUACCUGAAGGUAAAGGGCUACUUCGAAGCCAUUUUGAAGAACCCCAGUACAGGCCUGCCAGAUGACCAAUCUGCAAAUUCAGGAGGAAAUGUCAAGCUGCCUCCUCAAAUCAACCAGGAAGUAUUUUCUGAAGGAGACUUGCUUCUUCAGGCUCUCCAUGGGUUUUUCAUUGCAGUCACUGCAGAUGGAUACAUCUUCUAUGUCUCGCCUACUGUUCAGGACUACCUGGGAUUUCAUCAGUCAGACAUCAUUUACCAGAGCGUGUUUGAGCUGAUCCACACGGAUGACAGGGCCAUGUUCCGUUGCCAGCUGCAUGGGUCCCUGACCCCCCCAGCAUUCAGGGAAGUGGAGCAGGACUCCAGCUCUCUGCCUGUGAAUGAGAGCCCUCUACACAGUACCAUCAAGUCUGACCCUCAGUACCUGUCCCUGGAGAAUUCUUCCUUCCUGAAGAGAAGCUUUGUCUGCCGAUUCCGCUGUCUGCUGGAUAAUUCUUCAGGGUUCAUGGCUUUGGAUUUCCAUGGUCGCCUGAAAUUCCUUCAUGGGCAGAAUAAAAAAGCUGAAGAUGGAUCCCUCAUGCCACCUCAGCUGGCCCUGUUUGCUAUAGCAACACCCCUCCAGCCUCUCUCCAUCCUGGAACUCCGGGCAAAGAUAUAUAUUUUUCAGACCAAACAUAAGCUGGACUUCACACCAAUGGCUUGUGAUGCUAGAGGGAAAAUGCUUCUGGGUUACACAGAAACUGAGCUCUGCAUGAGAGGCUCUGGAUACCAGUUUAUCCAUGCAGCAGACAUGAUGCAUUGUGCUGAAAAGCAUGUAAGAAUGAUGAAGAUGGGUGAGAGUGGAAUGACCAUCUUCAGGCUGCUCACCAAGAAGGCUGGCUGGCUCUGGGUCCAGGCCAAUGCCAGGCUCGUGUACAAAGGAGGCCAGCCAGACUGCAUCAUUGCUCGGCAGCGGGUACUCUCGAAUGAGGAGGGUGAGGAACAUCUGCACAAGCGGGCCACCUCACUGCUGCCCUUUAACUUUGCCACGGGGGAGGCUGUCCUGUAUGAGAACAAGCUUCCAGACUGCCUCAGCUCUCUCCCUCCCAGGAAGGGGUUCAAGGCAAAGAAAGAAGCUUAUCUUGACCAUGACCCAGCCAACCCCAAUUCCCUCCUGGGAGCCAUGAUGCAGCCAGAUGAAUCUGCACACAUUUCCUGGACUGUUCCUGUGUCCUCAUUUUCCUUUACAGAUGUUACGCAAGCCCCUAGGGAAUGGUGUGCCAAUGACAAGAAUGGGAAGAUCAUCAAAGAUGAGAUGGAUUCCCUUAUGGCCAUCAUUGAGACAUUACUUGAGGAAAAUGAGACUGAGAGUGACAUCUGCAAAACCAUCCAGAACCUGGAUGUUGAUAACCUCGAAUUACAGAAGUGCGAAGAAAACAUGUUCUCAGUGAAGCAAAUGGGGUCCCCAAGCUUCCAGGGAAGACUCCAGCAGGGAGUGACCCCCUUCACGGAUGAGGUGACACUCUCACCAGAGAAUAGAAAGGAUGUGGACUUUCCACCACUGAACAUCACGACGUCUUUACAGUCCCUAAGGCAAAAGGUUCCACUAAUGGGAGCAUCCCAUCAAACCGCUCCAAUGAAACCACUUCAGUACUUAUUUAUGAACUCCCCCAAAGAGAAGGAUGCAAGCCAUCCUCAGGAGCACUACUGGCAUUCUCUGGGCCCUGAUACAGUUGUCCAUUUAUCACCUGGAUUGCAGGAAAUCUUAUCAGACUUACCCCAGCAGAUAGAUGGACAGAGCCAUGAGGGUCCUUUGACCUUUGGAAUGUGCCUAAAUUCCAUGUCCACCCCUAAGAUACAAGCAACAUCUGGCCAACCAAGCCCCAGGCCCCUUUCCUCACAUCAGACCAGUUGGCAUCCCCUGGGACCAAGUUUAGACAGUUCCACCACAACAUUUCCACUGAAAUGCACAGAGUCUCUUUCUUUGGAAAAAGUAAGUUUUGAGAAGGAGACAGAGCACAGCUCGGGGUGUGAUGCUUCUGCCCAGUCAAUUCAGUUCCAGACACAUACACAUAGUAUUCAAUGGCAGGAUCCAGAGCCUACAGGGAUCUCAGUCCCUGGUGCUCAUCAGGGUCCUCCUCAGGGUACCAAGUCCAGAUAUAGUGUGGACUCUCUGACCCCAGCAGAGCCUAUGGAGGUAGAAUCACAAUUCCAAACACAGAGAGCUCGGCCGAACACACUUGGAAACCAUGAGACUAGCCGAUGGAUUUCUUCAAGGUUGGCUGACUACCCUCAAGGGGACAUGCUAGAUAUGGGAAUGACUCCAUUUUCCAGCCCACAGCAGACCCAGAGUAUGCCAGCAUGCUUUGGCCAACAGCCCAAUGCCCUGGAAGGUCAUCAGCUUCUGGGGAACUAUUCUUCUUGUUGGCCAAUCCACCAGCAGCGACCAUCAGCAGCAAUGGAUGUUUACGGUAAAUUGCAAGACUUCUCAACCCAGCAUCAGCAGCAGUUGGUGCAAGGGACUGACCAUUCUGCAGUGCCCUGCAGGCCAACUCUGGGACAUCCCAGUGUGCAUCUCAUUGGAGAGGCGGGGCCCAGUGGCCAUCACCAGACUGCACCUGAUCAGGAGGCCAGCUGCCAGAGAGCUAGGAGGCUCCAGAGCACACAGAAGUCCUCUGCUUCUGUCACAUGGCAGAGGGAAUGCUCACUCUCCUUACCUGAAUAUCAAAGCAGCAUUCCCACUGUGGAAAGCAACAUCUCUUCUCAGGCAACUCAUGUUUCACCCUUUCUUAGACCCCCCCAUCUCAGCAGUAAACUGGGAGAAGCCUCACUCUCUUGCACAGACAGACUCACUGGCUCAGCCCCUGAGAGGGAAGCAAAGCCAGGACUGGACUGGAGUCCUCCCCCCCAUCCUUCAGACCCUCUUCUCUCCCACAUGUUAUUAUUAGAACAACAAGCAGAUGGUGGGCCGAUUGUCAGUCAUGGCGUUCACUGCAAGGUCAUAGCUCGAGGAUGGAGAGGAACACUUUCAAUCAAGAGGGAGUGGAAGCCCUGAGGGCCAGUAUCAUUCCCUGCACCAAGGGAUCAGGGACCCUGAGAAACAGUAUCAUUUCUAGUCCCAAGGGAGGAGAGGCCCUAAGGAGAGUAUUUAUUGUGAUUUCAAGGGAUCAGGGGCACUUCCUGGGUAAGGAACAGAUUUCAGAUCAAGAGAACAGUGACCACACCUCCACCUAAAUCACACCAGUUUGAAUGCACUGAAAACUUCCAAACCUCCCAAACUAGCUCUGAAAAUAGCAGUGCAAAAAAAGCCUGAAGCCUGAGACAGACCCCCCUCCCACUUACCCUGCAUGCCAGGAGCAGAGCCCAACAGUAACAUAAAAUUCCAAAUCAAGAGCUAGGAUGGGAAAAUGAGCAAACAAUAAAAAAGAACCUGACCAUAGAAAGCUACUGUGGUGCCAGGGAUGAUGAAGACAUAAACUCAGAAUACAAUGAAAUAAAAACAGCUACCCUCAAAAAUGUGAAUCCCAACAAAAAUUUGUGGAAGAGCUAAAAAACACUUUUUAAAUUACGACAAGAGUGAGAAAGGGAAAAAAAUAGGUAAAGAAUUGAAAGCAAAG